GGUGAGCGGACGCCGGGCUCUACCUGGGCUGUCGUGACAGGUGCAGAGCAGCGCGGCGUCGCACUCGCUGCCCGGCCCGCCCCCCUCAGGCCUGGGCCGCCCGGCUCGGGAUGAGCCGCGGGCUCCGACCGAGCGUCUGCGGCUUCGGGCGCCUGGCACCGCCGCGGAGGAGCGGCCGCCGCCCCUAGGGGAAGGCGCAGGGAGACGGCUGAGCACGGGCAUGAGCUGGCCGCGCCGUCUGCUGCGGGACUAGGACGCCGCCAUGAACCUGCACCAGGUGCUGACCGGCGCGGUGAACCCCGGCGACCACUGCUUCGCGGUGGGCAGCGUCGGCGAGCAGCGCUUCACGGCCUAUGCAUCUGGAUGUGACAUCGUAAUACUGGGAAGUAAUUUUGAAAGAUUACAGAUCAUCCCAGGCGCUAAACAUGGAAAUAUUCAAGUGGGAUGUGUAGACUGUUCAAUGCAACAAGGCAAGAUUGCAGCAUCCUAUGGAAACGUUAUCUCUGUUUUUGAACCAGUCAAUCUGCCGAAAAAAAAGAAAAAUUUGGAAUUUUAUAGUCAGUGGCAGAAAAGUGGCCAAUUUUUUCUGGACUCAAUAGCACAUAAUAUAACCUGGGAUCCUGCAGGUAAUCGUCUUUUAACUGGUUCCAGCUGUCUGCAGCUUUGGUGUAAUAUUAACUCAAGAAAGCAAACUGAAGAUGAAAAUCCAGAUAAAACGGAUCUAAACUUCGGAGAUUGGAUGUGCAUUUGGCAUUGCAAAACUGCUUCCCAGGUCCACCUAAUGAAAUUUUCACCAGAUGGAGAAUUUUUCGCCACUGCUGGAAAGGAUGAUUGUCUUCUAAAAGUAUGGUAUAAUGUAGAAAACUGGCGACCAGCUGUUACCUCUCCAGAUAAAAAUUCAGAAAAACAAUCCCAAGGAGAAAUUGAUUUUUCUUUUGUGUAUCUGGCCCAUCCACGAGCUGUAAAUGGAUUUUCCUGGCGUAAAACAAGCAAAUAUAUGCCGAGGGCUUCUGUAUGUAAUGUACUAUUGACUUGCUGUAAAGAUAAUGUAUGUCGUCUUUGGGUACAAACAUUUUUACCAAAUGAUUGCUUGCUGUAUGGAAAUGACUGCAACCACUGGUGUGAACCAAUUAGUUUAACAAAUAAUUUCAAGAGGAAUGCUUCCAGUAAAGACCGAGUUCAAAGUGCUCUAGAAGUAAAUCUGAGGCCUUUCCGUAGAGGUCGGAGUAGAUCACUUGCUCUUGUAGCACAUACUGGCUAUCUGCCACAUCAGCAGGAUCCUCACCAUGUCCACAGGAACACGCCACUGCAUGCCAAUGCACUUUGUCACUUUCAUAUUGCAGCCAGCAUCAACCCAGCCACAGAUAUCCCACUUCUUCCAUCUAUUACAUCUUUGAGUUUAAGUGAAAAUGAAGAGAAGUCUGGACCUUUUGUGGUACACUGGUUAAACAAUAAAGAGUUGCAUUUUACUUUGUCCAUGGAAGUCUUCUUACAGCAACUUAGAAAAAGUUUUGAACAGCCCUCAUCUGAGGCCAGUGUAGAAGACUCUAUUCAGGCAGAUGUAAAAUCUGAUGAAGAAAUGGAUGAUGGUGUUGAUGAUUUAAAAAUAAAUCAUGAAAAGAAGGAAUUGAGUGAAGAUAAAAUGUUACCAAGCUCAAGUUUUACACCAUUAUCGUCAGCUGCCAUCGAUCAUCAGAUUGAAGUGCUUCUAUCUGAAUGGAGUAAAAACGCAGACAUGCUUUUCAGUAUUCAUCCCAUGGAUGGGUCUUUACUAGUUUGGCAUGUCGAUUGGCUGGAUGAAUACCAGCCUGGUAUGUUUCGUCAAGUUCAGGUGUCCUUUGUUUCCAGAAUUCCUGUAGCUUUCCCCACAGGUGAUGCAAACUCUCUUUGUAAAAGCAUAGUAAUGUACGCCUGUACCAAGAAUGUUGACUUAGCUAUUCAACAAGGAAAACAGAAACCUACUGGCCUCACUCGUUCCACAUCAAUGCUUAUCUCUUCUGGUCACAGUAAAUCAUCGAAUAACUUAAAAUUAAGUAUUUUUACCCCUAAUGUUAUGAUGAUUUCAAAGCAUGCUGAUGGUUCUUUGAAUCAGUGGCUGGUUAGUUUUGCUGAGGAAUCUGCUUUUUCUACAGUGCUUAGUAUUUCUCACAAAUCCAGAUAUUGUGGUCAUCGUUUUCAUCUUAAUGAUUUAGCUUGCCACUCAGUAUUACCUUUAUUACUGACAACAUCACAUCAUAAUGCAUUAAGGACACCAAAUGUUGGUAACCAAAAGCAAGCUCAUGACACUGUAAAUAUUGAAGAAUGUUUGACACAGCAAAAUAAAAGCAACGUUGAUACAUCAUUUCAAGAUCCCAAUGCAAUUUAUAGUGAGCUUAUUCUUUGGAGAGUUGAUCCAGUUGGGCCACUAUCUUUUUCUGGAGGAGUAUCUGAACUUGCCCGAAUUAAUUCUCUUCAUGUUUCUGCCUUUUCCAAUGUUGCAUGGCUCCCUACUCUCAUACCCAGUUACUGUCUAGGUGCAUACUGCAACUCUCCUAGUGCAUGCUUUGUAGCUAGUGAUGGACAAUAUCUGAGGUUAUAUGAAGCAGUUAUCGAUGCCAAGAAACUUUUAUAUGAGCUUUCCAACCCUGAAAUUUCUAAAUAUGUUGGUGAAGUGUUUAACAUCAUCAGUCAGCAAUCAACAGCCAGACCAGGAUGCAUUAUUGCAUUAGAUUCUAUUACCAAGCUUCAUGGCAGAAAAACCCAGUUGCUUCAUGUUUUUCAAGAAGAUUUCAUUUUGAAUAACCUUGAGAAGAAACGUCUGGGAAUAGAUAACAUGUUAUUGGAUUCAGACAGUUCACGUAAUGGAUUUUCUGAAAAGUUCUACCUGGUUGUGAUAGAGUGUACUCAAGACAACCGUUCACUAUUACGCAUGUGGGAUUUACACUUAAAGUCGAUUCCUGUCUCACUGGAUGAAAGAAUAGACACAAAAAUAUCAGAAGCUAGUUGGCUACCAGAAGAACAUUAUUCGUCUUCUCCAGAGAAGAUUGUAUCUCCAUUUUCUCAGAAAUUCCAGGCUUGCAGAGCUAAUCUGCAGAGCACCAGCAAGUUGUCUCUUUUUUCUGAAAUGGUGUACAGCAAAGAGUUGGAUUUGCCAGAAGGAGUUGAGAUAAUAAGUGUUAAGCCCUCAGCAGGACACUUGAGUUCGUCUUCCAUAUAUCCUGUUUGCAGUGCUCCUUACUUAUUGGCAACUUCAUGCUCAGAUGAUAAAGUAAGAUUUUGGCGCUGCAGAGUAACAAAUGGAGAAUCAGCUACAUCAAAGAAUGGAAAAAUAGAUCUUGUGUAUGUUUGGGAAGAAUGGCCAUUACUCAUUGAAGAUGGACUUCAGAGCAAUAGUAGUAUAACUGUACCUGGUAGGCCUGUAGAAGUGAGCUGUGCACAUACAAACCGUUUAGCAGUAGCCUAUAAACAGCCCACUUGUAAUAGUAGAUCUCAGGAAUUUGUGAUGUAUGUGAGUAUCUUUGAAUGUGAGUCUACAGGAGGUUCAUGUUGGAUCCUUGAACAGACAAUUCAUUUAGAUGAGUUAAGUACAGUGUUGGAUUCUGGAAUUAGUAUUGACAGCAAUUUAGUGGCUUAUAAUAAACAGGAGACGUAUUUAGUCAGUAAAGAAAGUAUUACAUCAAACACAAAACAUUUGGUUCACUUAGAUUGGAUGUCUAGAGAAGAUGGUUCUCAUAUCUUAACUGUAGGAAUUGGCUCAAAACUUUUUAUGUAUGGACCCAUGGCUGGCAAGGUACAAGAACAGACUGGGAAGGAGAACCAGGCAUUUCCUCUCUGGGACAGUACUAAAAUUGUACCUCUUUCUAAAUUUGUACUGUUAAGAAGUGUGGACUUGGUUUCUUCUGUAGAAGGUGCCCCACCUUUUCCUGUUUCUUUAUCAUGGGUCCGGGAUGGCAUCCUUGUGGUAGGAAUGGAUUGUGAAAUGCAUGUAUAUUCCCAAUGGCAGCCAUCUUAUAAACAAGAACCUGUUAUAUCAGAUUCAUGCAAUGGAAGUACUCCAUCUAUACUAAGUUUAAUAAAACAAAGUAACUCAUCAAGUUCUGGGCUACAUCCUCCAAAGAAAACUCUUACUCGAUCCAUGACCAGUCUUGCACAGAAAAUCUGUGGAAAGAAAAGUACAUUUGACCCUUCAGUGGAUAUGGAAGAUUCCGGUCUUUUUGAAGCAGCUCAUGUACUUUCUCCAACUUUACCUCAGUACCAUCCCUUGCAGCUUUUGGAACUCAUGGAUCUUGGCAAAGUCCGGAGAGCCAAGGCCAUCUUGUCACAUCUUGUCAAAUGCAUUGCUGGGGAAGUUGUGGCUCUGAAUGAAACUGAAUCUAAUCAUGAGCGCCGCCUUAGAUCUCUCACCAUCAGUGCUAGUGGAAGUACCACCAGAGACCCCCAGGCAUUCAACAAAGCUGAAAACAGAGACUACACAGAGAUAGACUCUGUCCCUCCACUUCCUUUAUAUGCCUUACUUGCAGCAGAUGAUGAUAGCUAUUACUCUUCUUUGGAAAAGACUAGGAGUGACAGUUCCUUAAGGAAAUCAAAACAGUUAUCAAAAGAAAGUUAUGAUGAACUUUUUCAGACUUCAGUUCUGAUGUCUGAUAAUCACAUGUUAGAGGCAGAUGAAGAAAAUGUACAGCCCAGAGUCAUUGACCUUUCACAAUACAGUCCAACUUACUUUGGUCCUGAGCAUGCUCAGGUUCUUUCUGGCCAUUUACUUCAUUCUAGUUUACCAGGGCUCACCAGGAUGGAACAGAUGUCUUUGAUGGCCUUAGCAGAUACAAUUGCAACUACAAGCACUGAAAUUGGAGAAAGUAGAGACAGAAGUCAAGGUGGAGAAACUCUAGAUGAGUGCGGAUUAAAGUUUCUUUUGGCUGUUCGACUCCAUACGUUUCUUACAACUUCCCUUCCAGCCUACCGAGCUCAACUCCUUCACCAAGGUCUUUCUACUGGUCAUUUUGCUUGGGCAUUUCACUCAGUAGCCGAGGAAGAACUGCUGAAUAUGUUGCCAGCCAUGCAGAAAGAUGAUCCAACUUGGUCUGAACUGAGAGCAAUGGGUGUAGGGUGGUGGGUUCGCAAUGCUCGCAUCUUGCGCAGAUGCAUAGAAAAAGUAGCCAAAGCAGCCUUUCAUAGAAAUAAUGAUCCUUUAGAUGCUGCAAUUUUUUACCUUGCAAUGAAAAAAAAAGCUGUGAUUUGGGGAUUAUAUAGAUCUCAAAAAGACACCAAAAUGACACAGUUUUUUGGGCACAAUUUUGAGGAAGAGAGGUGGCGUAAAGCAGCUUUGAAAAAUGCCUUUUCUUUAUUAGGCAAGCAAAGGUUUGAACAUUCUGCAGCAUUUUUUCUUCUAGGUGGUUGCCUCAAGGAUGCAAUUGAGGUAUGUCUUGAAAAACUGAAUGACAUUCAGUUGGCUCUUGUAAUAGCAAGACUAUUUGAGUCUGAAUUUGAUAAAUCAGCAACAUACAAGUCUAUUUUACGCAAAAAAGUUUUGGGAAUUGGUUCUCCAGUCAGUGAGCUCAGUUCAUCGAAUAUAAAUGCACAUCAUGACCCCUUUCUUCGGAGUAUGGCACAUUGGAUUUUAGAAGAUUAUAGUGCUGCUCUGGAAACAUUAAUAAAGCAACCAGUUACAGAGGAUGAAGAUCAAGUCAUGAUGUCAGCCUGUAAUCCUGUAGUUUUUAAUUUCUACAAUUACCUAAGAACACAUCCUCUUUUGCUAAGGCGUCAUUUUGGAUCAUCUGAUACAUUUUCAACACACAUGGCUUUAACAGGAAAAAGUGGACUGGCAGGAACAAUUAAUCUAAGUGAAAGAAGAUUAUUUUUUACUACUGCUAGCGCUCACCUAAAAGCUGGCUGCCCAAUGUUGGCUUUGGAAGUAUUGUCAAAGAUGCCCAAAGUCUGUAAGAAAACAAAACCCUUUUGUAGAGGAUCUAGUUUUUUUAUGAGUAAAGAUUCUUCUCCACUAAAAUCGGAUGCCAGAGAAGACAAGUCUUCUGCUAUUGACUGGUCACAGUCACUGAUAAAUGGUUUUGAAUCUUCUUCAGAGGGUUCUUCAGAGAGGCACUCAAACUCUACCUUUUCUUUUGAUUGGAGCCAACCGAGUAUGGUAUUUCAAGAUGACUCUUUGGAGUUGAAAUGGGAUAGUGAUAAUGAUGAAGAAAAUGAAGAUCUCCCUAUUUCAAUGAAAGAAAUAAGACCUUUGCAGAGAAAGACAGUUGUUAAAGAAUUAGACGAAUUGAGCAGUUACACAGACUCCUUAAGCACAUUAGAUGAAAAUGACAUUUUAAAUCCAUCAGAAGAUAUAAUUGCUGUUCAACUAAAAUUUAGAGCAUGUUUAAAGAUUCUCACAGUAGAACUUCGUACUUUAUCUACUGGCUAUGAAAUAGAUGGUGGGAAAUUGCGUUACCAGCUCUACCACUGGCUUGAAAAAGAGGUAGUAGCUCUUCAGAGGACUUGUGACUUUUGCUCAGAUGCAGAACAACUGCAGUCCACAUUUAGCCAAAGUGCAGAUGAAUCUGGAUCAAUUGAGGAUGCUGAUGAUUUGCAUCACCAAACAAAAGUGAACCAACUGAGAGAAAGUUUCCAGGAAAAAAGGCAGUGGCUCUUGAAAUAUCAGUCACUCUUAAGAAUGUUUCUUAGUUACUGUGUGCUUCAUGGCUCUCAUGGUGGGGGUCUUGCAUCAGUGAGAAUGGAAUUAAUUUUACUUUUGCAAGAGUCUCAGCAGGAAACAGCAGAACCAAUAUUUUCUAACCCUCUGUCAGAACAAACUUCCGUGCCUCUUCUCUUUGCUUGUACAGCUAGUGCCAAAACAGUAGUUGCCAAUCCAUUAUUGCACCUUAGUAAUUUAACACAUGAUAUUCUACAUGCCAUAAUAAAUUUUGAUUCACCGCCACAUCCUGAUAGCCAAAGCAAUAAAGUAUAUGUAAUGCAUACUUUAGCAGCCUCACUUUCUGCUUGUAUUUAUCAGUGCCUUUGUGGUAGUCAUAACUACAGUUCAUUUCAAACAAAUCAGUUUACUGGAAUGGUGUAUCAGACAGUGCUUCUUGCCCAUCGACAUUCUCUGAGAACAGGAAGUUUAGAUGAAUCAGUAACUCCCAACACAUCACCAGCUCAAUGGCCAGGAAUAAAUUGUCUGAUUCAACUUUUGAAUUCUUCCGGUGAAGAAGCUCAGUCAGGACUUACAGUCUUGCUUUGUGAAAUUCUCACAGCAGUGUAUCUUAGCCUGUUCAUUCAUGGGCUAGCAACACACUCUAGUAAUGAGCUAUUUCGGAUUGUAGCCCACCCCCUAAAUGAAAAAAUGUGGUCUGCAGUAUUUGGUGGAGGAGCUCAUGUUCCCAGCAAAGUACAGACAAAAGCUUUAUCUGUUGAAGGAGAAAAACAAAACAAACAUAUUAGUCCACCAAAAGUGUCUGGCAGAGAAUCUUCUCCUGUAUCCUCUUCCUCUGUAAAUCAGGAGCCACUUGCAGUCAAGGAGAAGUUCAUCCCACCUGAACUAAGCAUCUGGGACUAUUUCAUAGCCAAGCCUUUUCUCCCACCUUCCCAAAGUAGAGCAGAAUAUGAUUCUGAGGAGAGUCUAGAAAGUGAUGACGAUGAAGAUGAUGAUGACGAUACUUUGACUUCUGAUCUCCAACUCCAUGAGCACUCAAAUUCAAAUUCAUUCAGUUGGUCUUUGAUGAGAUUGGCUAUGGUCCAGUUGGUGCUCAACAAUUUGAAGACUUUCUAUCCCUUUGCAGGUCAUGAUCUUGCAGAACUACCAGUUAGUUCACCUCUUUGUCAUGCAGUUCUAAAAACUCUUCAGUGCUGGGAACAGGUUCUUCUCCGGCGACUUGAAAUCCAUGGUGGACCACCUCAAAACUAUAUCUCAAGUCACACUUCUGAAGAGAAUGUGUCUGCAGGCCCUGCAAUACUCCGUCACAAAGCUUUACUAGAACCUACAAACACUCCUUUCAAAUCCAAAAAUCAUCUCGCACUAUCAGUGAAGAGGCUUUGGCAGUACUUGGUAAAACAGGAAGAAAUUCAAGAAACUUUUAUCAGAAAUAUAUUCACAAAGAAACGAUGUCUAAAUGAGUCAUUAGAGGACAGCAGUGAAACCAUCAAAAAUUCUAUGAUGGAGGAGCCAAACAUCAAUAAGAUAGAAGCAGAUCUGGGAUAUCCUGGAGGUAAAGCAAGAAUUAUUCAUAAGGAAUCUGAUAUCAUUACUGCCUUUGCUGUUAAUAAGGCAAAUAGAAAUUGCAUAGCAAUUGCCUCCAGCCAUGAUGUACAAGAACUGGAUGUUUCUGGAAUUCUGGCCACACAGAUAUAUACUUGGGUGGAUGAUGAUACAGAAACAGAAACCAAAGGAUCAGAAGACUUCUUGGUUAUACAUGCUCGUGAUGACCUAUCAGCUGUCCAGGGUUCAACUCCAUAUACACACAGCAACCCUGGCACUCCAAUCAACAUGCCAUGGCUUGGAAGUACACAGACAGGCAGAGGAGCAUCAGUGAUGCUUAAGAAAGCCAUUAAUAAUGUUAGAAGAAUGACAUCACAUCCAACUCUUCCUUACUAUCUGACAGGAGCUCAAGAUGGAAGUGUCAGAAUGUUUGAAUGGGGCCAUUCUCAGCAAAUAACCUGUUUUCGACCUGGUGGCAAUUCAAGAAUUACAAGAAUGAGAUUUAACUAUCAGGGAAAUAAGUUUGGAAUUGUUGAUGCUGAUGGAUAUUUAAGCUUAUACCAAACAAACUGGAAAUGUUGCCCAGUUACUGGAAGCAUGCCUAAGCCAUAUCUGGCUUGGCAGUGUCAUAACAAGACAGCCAAUGAUUUUGUCUUCAUUAGUUCCUCCUCUCUGAUAGCUACAGCUGGUCUUUCAAGUGACAAUAGAAACAUAUGUCUAUGGGACACGCUUGUAGCACCUGCCAAUAGUUUAGUCCAUGCUUUUACCUGCCAUGAUAGUGGAGCCACAGUUUUAGCAUAUGCUCCCAAACAUCAGCUACUAAUAUCAGGUGGCAGAAAAGGUUUCACAUGUGUAUUUGACCUUCGACAACGGCAACAGAGGCAGCUUUUUCAGAGCCAUGAUUCCCCUGUUAAAGCUAUUGCUAUUGAUCCAACUGAAGAGUACUUUGUUACAGGAUCUGCAGAAGGCAAUAUAAAGAUUUGGAGUCUUUCUACCUUUAGUCUUCUCCAUACUUUUAUCAAUGAACAUGCUCGACAGUCUAUUUUUAGAAAUAUUGGAACUGGAGUCAUGCAGAUUGAGACAGGACCAGCAAAUCACAUUUUCUCUUGUGGAGCUGAUGGAACAAUGAAAAUGAGGAUUCUGCCGGAUCAGUUUAGCCCUUUAAAUGAGGUGUUGAAAAAGGAUGUGAAAUUUAUGCUAUAACAUUUUCACAAGAAAAUGGUUUAUUACCUGUUUUGUAGAAGUGGCAAGCCGAUGCAGUACACAGUAAUCACCUGCACUAUAGAUAAACUAGUGCUUUCUUGUUUUCAUAUUUAUUUUAUAGAGCUUUGCCCUUGAUGCACUGAUGCCUUAAAAGAUAACAAGUCAUUCAGCGUUAGAUCUUAUUGCCUAACAUAGAAUGUUAGAAUGUAUUAGUAAUGCUGUAUUCAUACUUAUUUAUAGUAUAUUUUAGUAAAUACGCCAUCAUGUUAAAGGAACUUUGUUUUCUCAUUGUUAUAAACUCUGUGCAAACACCAAUGCAUGAAGUCCACCUUUACCAUGAAGUAAAACAGGUGCCUGAGAUAACACUCACCACCCUCUCACUUCCCUGUCACACAGACAGCGCUAAUUUUUUUCUUGUUAAUAAUGAAAGGUUUAUAUAGAUCAGAUAAGACAUUGCCACUAAAACUGCUAUUGGGACUUGAAGUGAUAAAAAAGUCCAAGAGUUUAUUAGUUUUCCUCUUUCCUCUCUAUAACCCAAAUGUGUGUAUGUAAAUGUAUUUAUGUGUAUGUACAUAUGUGUGCAUAUGUGUGUGUGUGUGUGUGUAUAUAUAUAUAUAUAUCUUACACAUCUUACUUGAUAUUGUAUAUACAGAAACAGAAACUAUAAAUCUUUUCAUGUAUUUUGUGCCAUAACAUCUACUGCCACCGGUAUAAAACUUCUCUUGCAACUCUGUUUUGUUUUGUUUUUUUUUUUAAGUUUUUAAAAUUAUUUUAAUCUUAAUGUCAUUUUUAAGAAGAGUUUUAAGAUUAUUACUAUUUUAAAGAUAUUGAAUCAACUAAGUCUCAGUAGGCAAUAAAGAUGUUGUGUGGCACACAGGCACUUUGAUUAUAAAUUUGUCACCAGUUUCAAUGAUGAGAUGUUUUAGUUAAAUUCUGUUUUAAUUUUAUUUCUUUUAAGAUGCAUUUAGUCUAAAAAUUCUGAAAAUGUUAAUAGCAGUGUUUUUAGAAACAAAUGUGAAAAGUCAAAUUAAGUAUAGUAUUUACAAAUGUACAGUGCCCUACAGAUCUACAUUGAUAGGAAAUAAAUGUUAUAUUUUAUUAUUUUUGCCAAAACAUUAUUUUAUUAUAAAAUUUGACCAAAAUAUUUAAAAUAUACAAUGCCUCUAUCUUAAAUAUGCUAAUCCUAUUUCUGUCUGUUUCGUGCUAUAUCUUUUCUGAUUCAGAAUUUAAAAAAAAAAAAAAAAAAAUCCUUGGGAAAAAUACUUGAUUUUUAGCCAAUGUGACUGACAGUAGAAUAAGUGUUUAAGGGACAGUUACAUACUAUUUAGCUCAAAUUUAUUUUUAGUUAGAACCAGAAAUGACCAUUUUUAUGUAAUGAAACAUGAAAAACUAUUAGGAAUUGAAGAGUCAAAGCAAAGAAACGAAGGGCUGGUAAAUGAAUUUUGUAAUAUCCUCAGGAUACUUUUAUUAUAAAAGUGUAUUGUUAAAGGUUUUGUAAUUGUAUUUCAUAUUUUAAAUAUAGUGAGCAAGGUACAGUGAAAACACUAUCGUUAUAGAGAGUUUAUAUGCACAGAGUAACCUGUACCUGUAAAUUGUGCAAUAGCAAUAUAUGACUAUUUUGCCAUGGAGAAAUCUGUGACAUUACAAACAAUAUUUUUCUUUGAUGUAGCUAAGUUAUUUUUUAGUAAACUCUUCACAAACCAAGAUUCAAAGGCUUUAAACACUUUCCAUAAGAAAUAAAAUUUCCUAUCAUGUUUAUAAAAAUCAAAAGGCUGCGGGGAUGAACUAUUGAGCAUUUUAAUUGAAAGUUUAUAUGAAUAACCACGUAUUAUGUAAGCCCAUAUGUAUUUACAUCCAGAGUCAUAUUUUAAAUAAACAAUCAUGCAUUGA
Molecule: messenger RNA, 11257 nt
Organism: Arvicanthis niloticus (Nile rat)
Lineage: Eukaryota; Metazoa; Chordata; Mammalia; Rodentia; Muridae
Gene: Dmxl1
Product: Dmx like 1
Biological process (GO): vacuolar acidification
Cellular component (GO): RAVE complex
Molecular function (GO): protein binding
Source: RefSeq, a predicted model, not a curated record